UUUUUUUUUUUUUUUGUAAUCUAUAUCUCAAAUGGGGAUUAGAUAUGGCUUUGCUUCAUCCUCCCUCCUAUGCUCAGAGGAGAACAACAAUACCCUCUGCUUUGAUGCUGAUGAGGAAGAUGACCUGAUUACAAACCAAAGGAGUGGCUUUUAUUUAGAUUUUUAUGUUACUUUUCCUCCUCAAUCAGAGGAAUGUGUAGCUUUGCUUGUUGAGAGGGAGCCUCAGCUUCUCCCAAUGGAAGGUUAUUUCAAGAGGUUGGAGAUUGGGGCAUUUGAAGCAUCAGUUAGAAGAGAUGCCAUUGAUUGGAUUUUGAAGGUUCAUUGUCAUUACAAUUUUGGACCACUGAGUGCCUAUUUAUCUGUAAAUUAUUUGGAUCGAUUUCUCUCCAAUUAUGAAUUCCCUCAAGAUAAGGCUUGGAUGACACAGUUGCUGUCGGUGGCCUGCUUAUCUCUUGCUGUGAAAAUGGAGGAGACUGAGAUUCCUCUACCUCUAGAUUUACAGGUUGGUGAGGCAAAAUAUGUGUUUGAACCAAAAACCAUACAAAGGAUGGAGCUUUUAGUCUUGAGCACCCUCAAGUGGAGGAUGCAGGCUGUGACUCCUUUCUCUUUCUUAGAUCACUUUCUUACUAAAUUCAUUGGGAAAACCCCGGCAAAUACGUUGAUUUUGCAAUCCGUCGAUCUCAUAUUGAGCACACUCAAAGGGAUUGAGUUUCUACAAUUCAAGCCUUCUGAGGUUGCUGCUGCAGCGGCACUGGCAGCAGUAGAAGAUAGUCAAAUUCUUGAUAUUAGCAAUGCUCUUAGUGGCAUCCAUGUAGAUAAGGAGAGAGUGUUGGCAUGUCAUGAAUUGAUUCAAGAAGUGAUAUUGGUGAAGAAGAAGAGAGGUAAUGGAACUGUUCCAUUAAUUUCAUCAGUGCCACAGAGCCCAAUUGGUGUGUUGGAUGCUACAUGCCUAAGUUCUAAGAGUGGUGAUGAUAUUACAGUUGGGUCACAUGCAAAUCCUCUUCAGCACUCUCCAGCUGCAAAGAAGAGAAAACUAAGCAACCCAUCAGUCUCAUAAUUCAAAAAAAAAAAGGGUUUAUGUGCUUAAUGAGGGUUUUCUUUUUCGGUGUGGUCUCCAAAUUGCCCAAAAACCUUGGAUGGGUGAGACUUGAUGAAUAGAACCAAAAAAUUGAAAAAAGAAAUAAUGCCUUUGGGAGGAUUCCUUAUAUCAUGCUUUUAAGAUGAUAGAAGUAGCCAGCAUGAGUUGGAAGCAUGAUACAGAAAAGCGACUGUGAGGCGAAAAUUUUGGGGAGAGAUGUGUUAGUUUAAUUUUGUAUUCUUUUUUUUUCUUCUUUGCUGCCCUUUUGAAGUUUUAUGAGGUGGUUUCUUUUUCUCUCUUUUUUUUUGGGAUCUAAGGCUGGCUAAAUAAAAGGAUUGGAAACAGACAAAAAAA
This is a messenger RNA of Ananas comosus (pineapple), 1432 nucleotides long. Its product is annotated as cyclin-D2-2-like. NCBI's taxonomy places the organism in Eukaryota, Viridiplantae, Streptophyta, Magnoliopsida, Poales, Bromeliaceae. Gene Ontology annotation, cellular component: cyclin-dependent protein kinase holoenzyme complex; cytoplasm; nucleus. Gene Ontology annotation, molecular function: cyclin-dependent protein serine/threonine kinase regulator activity. The transcript is spliced from 6 exons. Bases 32 to 1057 code for a protein of 341 amino acids. Gene Ontology annotation, biological process: regulation of cyclin-dependent protein serine/threonine kinase activity; mitotic cell cycle phase transition. The record is from RefSeq and is a predicted model, not a curated record.